AACGACACGGCUUCCGCUGAAAACAAGCGGUUCAUCUUGGCGUCGCAAGACCGGCGCGUUCACUCAUUUAUUCUGUCUCCCUUUUCGAUUCUUGCCCUUCAUUUGGUACUAUUCUCUUGAUUACCCCAAUCCUUCUUUAUUUUAGCAUAUUUCUUUUACCUGGAGGAUGCUUUUAACAAGGACAGCAUGGCGCUCCGUGGUCGGCGGCGCGAGGACCCAUCGUGUUCUAGUUCCAAGAAUAUCAGGAUCACACAGGCAAUGGGCGAUCCAACAAAGACAAUUCUCAAGUGGACUGCCUCGGUUUUCUAAGGAUAAUGAUGCGACUACCAAAUAUGCCUCGGAACCGGACCCGGGCAGACCGCCGCCCCCAGAGCACGAUGCUGGUCCUUCUCUGCUCAGUAAAAUGGUGGAAGCGGCAGCCACCUCGUUAGCGUCUAUCCUCGUCCUCGGCGCGGGCUUUGGCCUGGCAGCUUAUGCUUACCAUAAGUCAUACAAGUACAUGGUGCUUCAAAAGAUGGCCAAUGCCUUUGAGCCCGGCGACCCGGUCCUUGAGUUGGCGGCAAUAGGCAAAGACCUCCCCCACCCGCACACAGCGGCAGCCACCCACUGGAUCGAGAGACCUGAGCAACCCACGGUCGACGACAUCAUCGCCGGUCGCAGCGGGGGGCACUAUCAUUUGUUCAUCGGCGAGAAGGGCACCGGCAAGAGCAGCAUGCUGCUGGAGGCUAUGCGCAAAGUGGAUGGGGACGGCGUGGCCAUGUUCGAGGCCCAUGCCGACCUCGAGAUCUUCAGGAUACGGCUGGGAAAGGCCCUUGACUACGAAUUCCAUGAGGAUUACAUUGGCGGGUACUUCAGCGAGCGCGGCCCGAGAGACACCACGGCGCUUCUCGACAUCGAGCGCGCCCUCAACAAGCUCGAGAAGGUGGCCCUCCGGAGGCGGGCCAAGGUCGGGCGCCCGCUCAUACUCAUUAUCAACCAGAUGCAUCUCAUUAGGGAUGAUGAGGACGGCAAGGACUUAAUUGAGCUUCUGCAGCAGCGGGCCGAGCAAUGGGCGGCGGCAAACCUCGUGACCAUGGUCUUCAACAGCGACGAUUACUGGAUAUAUGAGCGGCUGAAGCAGCUGGCCACGCGGAUGGAAGUCCUGACCAUCGUGGACUUGCCCAAGGCACAAGCGACGGCGGCACUCAAGAACUACCGGCAGCGGUACUUCCGCGAGACCCCGUCGUCUGAGCUGCUUGAGAUGGUCUACGACCGUGUCGGCGGGCGGCUUAACUUCUUGAACCGGGUGGCGAGAAGCGAAGACAUGCUCGCAACGUGCGACAAGAUCAAGGAGGUAGAAAAGACCUGGUUCUUGAACCAGUGCUGGAUUCUUGGGGAGGAGAUGGAUGACGAUGUGAUGGACCAGCAGAAAUGGGCGGCAGCGGCAGUCGUCCUAGCCGCCGCCCUCGUCGACAAGGAAGAAGAAAUGGAGACAACGUAUUGCCCGGAGAAGGGCCAUGUACUCCCCUCCUUCCCACUCCACAUAGCGCAACAGAUCAUGACGCGCUCUGACUUUGUGCGCGCCCUCGACCGCUUGAACCUCUUCAGUAUCACCAGCGAUGCCCAGGUGCGGGCGAGCUCGGUGCCCAUGCACCUCGCCUUCAAGGAGAUCGUGGCGCAGCCGGGCUUCCGCGAACACCUCCAGGCAACCAUCGACCGCAUCGCCGCCAUCGAGAGUCUGGGCCGCACGAGGGAGUUGGUAGCCAAGGACUUGGUCCUUGGCGGGAAGUACGAGAUCCGGAAGGUGCCGGGCGGCAUUGAAGUUACGUUGCAGGAGAAGAAGAAAGAUGAGGACGAAGGGAAGGGAGAUGAUAGGUAGGGCAGGGGUUAACUUGGGAGGUAUG
Chaetomium strumarium is the source of this 1883-nucleotide messenger RNA. RefSeq lists its product as uncharacterized. The record is from RefSeq and is a predicted model, not a curated record. Bases 167 to 1858 code for a protein of 563 amino acids. Lineage: Eukaryota; Fungi; Ascomycota; Sordariomycetes; Sordariales; Chaetomiaceae. The transcript is spliced from 3 exons.